Messenger RNA from Syngnathus typhle (broad-nosed pipefish), 2179 nucleotides. RefSeq names its product gastrula zinc finger protein XlCGF8.2DB-like. NCBI's taxonomy places the organism in Eukaryota, Metazoa, Chordata, Actinopteri, Syngnathiformes, Syngnathidae. Gene Ontology annotation, biological process: negative regulation of transcription by RNA polymerase II; regulation of immune system process; regulation of cytokine production. The record is from RefSeq and is a predicted model, not a curated record. Bases 241 to 1542 code for a protein of 433 amino acids. The transcript is spliced from 3 exons.
UAGUUUGCUAGGCAACAACAACAUUAAACGUCCCACGGUCCUUCGCUAGAGGGCGGCAGGGACCUCACUGAAAUGACAUCAUCAUUACGUGCGUGACAGGAAGUGAAGCGACGACAACAAAACCGCGCUCAAACGGAAGCGUAUCGCCUUCCAUUCGGCUGCAUCAGAGAAACACGCAAUUUAUGUGGUGAAUCAGUAACAUCAGCUACACGACGACCGCAACGACGAAAGAGUGUGAAAAUGUCUGCAAGGACCUCAGCAAAGUACAUGAAGGAAAAGGACCGUAGUUGUCGACGACUGCAACAUCUUUGGCUGCAGCCUUAUGUUGUGUUGCGCAGAGCAGACAUCAGUGAAGCUAUUCGUCCAAAGCGACAGGAGGCAGAGCGCACUUGCAUUAAAGAGGAAGAUGUGGGCAAAGAGGUCCAUCACUUCAAUGAACAAAUGGAGCAGAAGUUUCUUUGCAUCAUAAAAGAGGAAGAGCCUGAGCGGCCUUGUAGUAAAGAGGAGGGAGAGGAGUCCUGCAACAUUAAAGAGGAGGAGGAUACCUGCAAGAUACCAUUGACUGGUGUUCCUGUGAAGAGUUUUGAUGAGGGUCAACAGGAGGUGAGCAAAGGGGCGGAGCCUCCAACCUGCAGCUCAAGUCAAACAAUGACCAGAGAAGGUGAUGGAGACCACUCUGGAGGAUCCCAAGCAGCUCCACCAUCAGAUAGUGAUGACGCGGCGUCACAUGUUCCGGCUGCUGCUGCUGCUGCUGCUGCUGCUGCUGCUGCUGAUGAUGAUGAGUCUCUAAACAAACACAGGCAAUGUUCUCAGUGUGGGAAAUGUUGUGCUAAUAACCGUGUUUUGAAACAACACAUGAAAAGGCACAGAGAGAAAAACUUUUCCUGUUCAGUAUGUGGCCAAAAAUUCGGUCGGAGGGGACAUUUAAAAGAGCACACAAGAAUCCACACUGGCGAGAAACCUUUUUCCUGCUCAGUUUGUGGCCAAAAAUUCUCUCGGAAGGGACACUUGAAAAUUCAUACAAGAGUCCACACUGGCGAGAAAGUUUUUUCAUGCUCCAUUUGUGGCCAAAAAUUGUCUAACAAGCAGAGCUUAAAAAAUCACACAAGAAUCCACACUGGCGAGAAACCUUUUUCAUGCUCAGUUUGUGGCCAAAGAUUCAGUCACAAGAAAAGCUUAGAAAUACAUACAAGAGUCCACACUGGCGAGAAACCCUUUUCAUGCUCAGUUUGUGGCCAAAAAUUCAGUUACAAGAAAAGCUUAGAAAGGCACACAAGAAUCCACACUGGCGAGAAACCCUUUUCAUGCUCAAUUUGUGGCAAAAGAUUUUCAGUGAACGGACACUUAAAAACUCAUACAAGAAGUCACACUGGUGAGAAACCUUUUUCAUGUUCAGUUUGUGGCCAAAAAUUCUCUCAGAGGGGACAUUUAAAUAGGCACACAAGAACCCACACUGGCGAGAAACUUUAUUCCUGCUCAGUUUGUGGCCAAAAAUUCUCUCACAAGAUAAGCUUAAUCAAGCACACAGUAGCCCACACCUAACUCUGUUGCGUGCUCAAUCACUUGCCAAAGAGUGUCUAUUGAGAAUUCCGAGUGUGUUGGGGAGAUGAUCAAUGAUCCGUGAAGGUUUCACCUUUUUAAGCAGACUUCAUGGGUUUUUGCAUUGAUGAUGAUAUUGUUAACUGGCUUCUGGAGAUCUUUGUAGUUUUUAUUAUACAUAGUGUUAAUUUUGGUUUUGGUUGUGGUUUUUAACAGUAGAUACAAUUAAUUCAUUUUUGAGGCAAGUUGCUUCGUUUUUAUCAGUGUAAACAUUGGGUUUGGUUUUGUUCAGCAUUUCAUGAUCACGUUUAGGAUUUUGCCCCAUAUUUGUCAAGACUUGUUAGGAAGACCAAUAAGAAGCAAGCAAGACAUUUUUUGUUCUUCUUCUUGCGCUUCAGCCCUGCGCUCUGCACCGGAAAAAGCUAACCAAUCAAAAAGGGGCCUGACACGGCAUAUCUGAGCUGCACAAUGAUUUAAACUCUCCUCCAAAGGUGAGGACUAUUCCUAUCAUUUCGCAGUAAAAAUAGAUGAAGCAAUUUGUGUAAGAAUGCUGUAUGACAAAAUAUGAAUGUGGAAUCAUGUGGAGAAGUAUUGAAUCAUAUGGAAUUAUGUGGUAUGAUAUUAAACGAUGACGACACGC